AUGACAACCAACUCUCUGACCACUUGCUGCGAGUCCACCGGCAGAUCCAUCGCCGACUCCGGAGUUGCGGCGUCCGGGCAGACACCAGUCUACUGUCCCGUGUACGAGAGUCGGUUGCUGGCCACGGCUAGGCAUGAGCUCAGCUCAGCCGCAGCGCUGGGCGUGUACGGGAGCCCCUACACCGGCGGACAAGGCUAUGGGAAUUACGUUACAUAUGGCACGGACGCCUCGGCUUUCUACUCGCUGGGCACAUUUGAUACUAAAGAUGCCACAGCUUCUGCCCAUGCGGGGAUAACCCAGGCAACAGCCUACUACCCUUAUGAUCCUACCUUGGGACAGUACCAGUAUGACAGAUACGGUUCCAUGGAUGGGGGAACGAGGCGGAAGAACGCCACACGCGAGACAACCAGCACGCUGAAGGCCUGGCUGCAGGAGCACAGGAAGAACCCGUAUCCCACUAAAGGAGAGAAGAUCAUGCUGGCCAUCAUCACCAAGAUGACCCUGACGCAGGUCUCCACCUGGUUCGCAAAUGCCAGGAGGAGGCUCAAGAAGGAGAACAAGAUGACAUGGCCACCUAGAAACAAGGGCUCAGAGGAGAAGAGAUAUGACGAAGAUGAAGAUGGGUCUCAGGAGGAGCAGAUAAAGAGCGAGAACAAUGAGGAUGAGACCAGGAGUCGGGCUGAUAAGGACCUCCAGUUGAGCGAUCUGGACGAUUUCGACACGCUGGAGUCUGAGAGCUCUGAGUGUGAGUUGAAGCACCGAUACCACAUGAACACACACAUGUCAACAACGGGCGACUGCCCCACCGAGCACCUCAUCAAGGACGCGUCUCUGAAAAUUCCCAUCCCUGUUUCUCUGGGAGGGGAGCAGGACUUGAGCAAAGGUUGUCUCAAAACGAGCCCGGAGGAUUUCCAACUGGACAGCAGACAGCAGGUGAAAGCAUGCUAUAACCAGCAACAACAACAGCACCAGAUAGUAGACGGCAAACCGCGGAUCUGGUCUUUGGCCCAAACUGCGACGUCCCUCAACCAGACUGAGUACCCGUCCUGUAUGCUGAGGUGCCAGCCGCCGCCCUCCUCCCUCACCCCAUCCCCCGCCGCUACCUCACCCGUGACCGGCCUGGACAACAGGCAGGACUCGCCGGUCACGACCCUGAGAAACUGGGUGGACGGGGUUUUCCACGACCCCUUGUUCAGGCACAGCACAUUGAGCCAGGCUCUGACCAACACCACCGUCUCUUGGACCACGAACGCCAAAGGCGCCAUUCUGGAGGCUGAGAGGAGCACGGCAGCCUUGCAGCAGCACCAAGACUCCUCCAAAGACAGUGACAUGAGUUUCCCAAAAACUAUCAACAAACUCUUCUGUUCCUAACAAAACCAAAUGACCCUUUUAUUGCGAAAAGAGAGAGACUUUUUGUGACUGACUGAAAGUCGGAUGGAAAAGCUUAUUUCGUCUCUAUGAUUCCCUCAUUAUGUUUUAUUCGUUUGAGGAAAAAGCAGUGUUAGCUAUAUACUGUUACAUUGGCGUUACACUAGUGACAUGUCCGAUUGGCUGAGCAUAUUUCAUUUAACGCACGCACAAAACAUAUCGAAACGUAUAACUAAAAGUUUACAUAUUGGGAAAAAAUGGGCCUAAGGUUUACAUGUUUUUUCUUUUUUUUUCUUUUUUUUAUUUACUACGUGCAUGCAAAUGUAAUUGAAUUUAGGUUUCAGAAGUUGAGCAUCACUAUUAAAAGAAAAAAAGUCUCACAAAUGCACAGCUCUCUUUGGAAGUGGAUGAGAGCGUCUCAACUUUGUUCACUGAAAAUAAAAGCAGUCGGUUUCUGAA
This is a messenger RNA of Micropterus salmoides (largemouth bass), 1827 nucleotides long. It is a transcript of the gene irx4a, whose product is annotated as iroquois homeobox 4a. Lineage: Eukaryota; Metazoa; Chordata; Actinopteri; Centrarchiformes; Centrarchidae. The transcript is spliced from 4 exons. Gene Ontology annotation, cellular component: nucleus. Gene Ontology annotation, molecular function: DNA-binding transcription factor activity, RNA polymerase II-specific; RNA polymerase II cis-regulatory region sequence-specific DNA binding. The coding region runs from base 1 to 1371 and encodes 456 amino acids. The record is from RefSeq and is a predicted model, not a curated record. Gene Ontology annotation, biological process: neuron differentiation; cell development; regulation of transcription by RNA polymerase II.